AUGACGAAUCGACUGGAGAUUUUUGUCAUGUGCGUGGCCUUAGUGAUGGCCUCCGCCGGUCGGGCGUCGUCAAACGAACAAUCUUUCGUCGUCGAACCAGAGGAUCUGAAUGCGGUAGUGGACUCGACGGUUUCGCUACCGUGUAGAGUUGCCGAUCUUGCCGGACAGCUGCAAUGGACCAAGGACGAUUUCGCAUUGGGCACCAACAGGAAUCUAUCAUAUCACGGUUACCCGAGAUACGCGAUGACCGGCAGCGACGCGAACGGCGAAUACAACUUGAAACUAAAUCCUGUGACUCUGGACGAUGACGGCGUGUACCAGUGCCAAGUGGGCACGGGAAAGCGGGACGAGCCGGCCAUCAGGUCCAGGAAAGCGACGCUGACCGUUCUGGUGCCGCCGAACCGACCGCGGAUCGUGCAGGGCGAGAAAAUCCACAUCACGGAAAACUCGCCGAUCGAACUGGAGUGCAUAUCCGAAGGUGGAAAACCACAGGCAGAGAUCACUUGGACCGACGGCUCCGGUAAUCCGAUCGAAGACGGCGUUGAAUCGUCUAGCCAUGCCAUGGCAGCUGAUAGCAAACGGUUUACCACCAAAUCCAUUCUGAAAAUGAUACCGAAAAUGGAACACCACAACACGUCGAUAUGGUGUCAGGCGCACAACUUGGCUGUUGACAAAAAGUUACAGACGAAAAUCCAUUUGUACGUCAAAUUCGCUCCGAAGAUAACGCUGACCAUUGCCGGGACGUCGAGGAAGCUGGUUGAAGGGUCAGACGUGCAGUUUUUAUGUCAGACGAAAGCCAACCCACCGGAUGUGUCCUACCGGUGGUUCGUCAACGAUCAGUUCGCGCUGAGUGAAGUCACAUCUGAAUUGUGGCUAUUUAACAUAACCAGAAGGCUGCACAAUUCGUUGGUCAGAUGCGAGGCGCAAAACUCCGUGGAGAAAACCGAGGAAUCUAAAGCGUUGAACAUAUUAUAUAAACCUCAGUUCAAAAAUCGACCGAAAAACGUCCAAGCGGAUUUCGGGAGUUAUGUAACAAUUAUAUGUGAUGUGGACAGCAACCCACCACCAACCAUCGAAUGGACGUUCGAGAAAACAAAAAAAGUGAUGAGUACGACUAGCAACUUGACGGUACUCGUGUCGAAUACGACCAUAGGCCGGUACCACUGCAAAGCUAGCACCACAGGGUUCGGCGAGGUGAACGCUGAGGCCUCGGUGUCCAUGAGAGGCAAGCCGGUCAUCGACAGCCCACAGAUCCAGCACGGCACGCCGUCCGAAACGGUCCGGCUCGAGUGCGUCGCCUCGUCCGUGCCCGUCGCAGACCGAAUAGUUUGGACUUAUCACGGCACAGUUAUCGGCACCAGGAACGAUCAAAACUAUUAUUCGGUACUGGAAGACCCGACGGAAGAUGGCGUGAAGAGCACGCUGAUCAUCAGGAACUCGAGACAAGAACAGUUUGGAAACUAUAAUUGUACGGCGUCCAACGACUACGGGUCCGACUCGAUCGUCAUCGUGCUGGUGCCAAAAAAAGAUUUUAUGCUUAUCUUGGCAAUCAUUGGUGCCGUGGGCGGAAUUAUAGUCAUGAUUAUGAUUUUCUCCGUCAUCGGGUUUUGUCGACGUUCGACGUCUCAGAAAAAGAAGAAAGCCAAAUCUGAUUUCGGCAUAGAAUCGGACACGGACAACAAGCAGAGCGCCGCGGCCAGGGAAUCGGACGCGUCGUCUAACGUGUCGGACAUCAAAAUGGAGACGGGCACCGGAUCGUCGCUGAGCAAUUACCGGUACAAGAUCGACUACGGCGCGGACUCGAUGACGGUUACCACGACCGCGACCGCGGUAGACGACCAGCAUCCGCGGUCCGCCACCCCGAAGAGCGGCGGCGGCGGUAGUCAGACGACCCUGUCCCGCGGCAUACCGCUGGCUGGCCCCGUACCGGUCGAUCCCAGAUACGCCACUGCCGCCGGUUACCUGGGGCACCUGCACCAGCACACGAACGUCAUGCACCACCCGUUGGCCAACGGCUCCGUCAUCGGCGAUUACGCGGACCCGCUCAACUACGUCAGAUACACCAACAACCAUCACGCCGACCGGCCGACCAGCAGCAACAACGGCUACAUAGCGGCCGACCGGCUGUACGACCUGAACCCAAUGCCGCCGCCGCAGACGGUCAUCGCCCUGUCGUCGUCGUCGUCGUCGUCGCCGUCGCCCAAGCCGUCCGACGCGUCCGCCUCCAGGACGUCCACCGGCGGCGACCCGGCCACGCUGCUCCAAUACUCGGCCGCGUACGGCAACCCGUACCUGCGGCCGACGUCGGCGCAGUGGCCGGCGCAACCGCCGCGGCCGGUGCAGCAGAAGUACGACGCGUACGGCCGGCCCGAACCGCCGCCGUACAGCGCGGUCGGCAAGGGCAAGCGGAAAACCGCCGCAGCCGUCCACGGGCCGUCCGCCGCCGCCGUGCCCGUCGGGCCCAACUAUCACAUCGGCGUGGCCAAGCGGCAGACGCUGGCCACGCACGUCUGAACGGCCGGUCGAGUAGUCCGGCGCAACAAAGGCUGAUGAACUAUAGUCGUAUUAUAUUAUAUUAAAUAAGUUAUAGCGCUGUGUGUGUGUAUAUGACCAUCGUUGCGUGAACGGUGACAUCCGUGUAAUAGUAAAAAUUAUAUUAUUUUAUCUGUAUGAGAAAUAUCAUUAUGUAGUGAUCGUCUCUCGGACUCUUCGGACACGACGAACUUUCUAAGAACUUCGAACAAUGUCCGUUCGAACAUUUUGAUCGCCAUGUCCAAACAGUUCGAGUGCACGCGUCACACAGGAGAUUGAUUUUAAUUAUUAUUAUAUUUUUUUUUCUUAAGUGUUUUCUUUACUACUAUUUUUGCGUUUUAAAACUUGUUACGGUUGAAUUGUUUUUGAAAAAUCGGCAGGGUUCGAACUGCAGUUAUAUUAUAAUCAAUAGUAUAAUAAAAAAUCGAGUUCCACAAAACACCCCUAAAUGCCAUCGUGGCUAUACUUAAUGAUGUUAUUGUACACGAAUAAUAAUAAUAUUGUACGGUAAAUAAAGCCGCCUGGGGUUGAGCCACGAGGACCCACCCCCCCCCCUCCCCUAUCGAUCAUACCGGCCGGGCCGAUUGUCUUGCGAGGGCCGGUGCGACGAUCAAUUAUUACACGAUAUCGUAUGGUUUGUGUGCCUAUACUGUGUCGUGUGGUUUCCGACGAUUGGAAAAACGAUAGAAAACGGUUAGAGUUUGAAAACAAAUUCAAUUGCGCAACAACAUAAUGCUGUAUUGCCUUUAAACCGUCGACAGGUAAGAACGCGUCACUAACACGAACAUUUAACUGCUUUACGUCUUUUAACGUUUUUCUUUUCGUUAUCCGAACCCGACCGAUUCGAUUAUUGAACACGUCUAUUUUUUUAUAAUAUACGUCAUACGGCGUUUAAUUAAUUCAAUACUUUUUAUUUAUUUUUUACUCGUUAGCACAUAAAAAUAUAUGUAUUCAAUUUUUUUUUCAUCACUCAAAGUGUACAAACGGUAUUAAUUGUGAGAAACGCUUAUUAUACUGAGAUUUAGCCGUUUUCUUAAAAAUCGUUGGUAGUGAUACUAUUUUUUUUCUCUAUGUCGUCGGGAAUUGCACGAUACAUAAACCUACUACACCUUAUCGUAUACUACUAUAGGUAUGAUAAACGACAAAACCAAAUUUCUGUUGGACUUUAAUACGAAUUCGUCGUGAAUCGCCACGACAAUACAAUAUAUAAUAUCGACAAAAACCGUUAUCGUUUAUCUGCGAUAUCGAAACCCGCCACUGCGCACAGAUGAUACGGCUCUCGUUUGUAUGUCCCCGCACUAUUAUACGAAUAGAUUUUUGAAUCCUAAUCAAAUAAUAUGAUAUAAUAAAUGUAGGUACGCGCGCCGUCCUUGAAUAUUUUAUCACGAUUAUGUGGGUAAGGUCGAAUGCACUCGAGGCAGAAAAGAACAAUAUUGGACUCGUUAUAUAAUAUAUACAUAUUAUUAUAUUAUCCUAUAAUCAUCGAUUUUAAACAAUAUAAAACCUAUAUGUACUAACGAAUAUCAAUUGACGGUCGAAAGAAUAAUAAAUUCGUAUCUUAACUGCAAUAUUAUAUUUCAAUAAGCAUAUUGUUUUCAACUAUAACAAUAAUUACAUUGUUAUAAGCACACGGCUUCAAUUAAACAAAAAAAAAAAAAAAAAAAAACAAUGAAAUAUACAAACAUUUUUUUUCUAAAAUAAAUAAAUAGCUACGAUUUUACGUUUAUUUCUAAAUCAGUCACGUGUUUUUGUAGCACUCGGUCCACACACACACACACACAUACACACACUACGGGUCUUGGAAUAUUGUCAACUAAAAUAAAAAAAAAAAAACAUUUAAAAAUUCUACCUAUAUGGAAUCGAGCGCCGCAAUCCGAACAUAAGCUUUUUUUAAACCCGCGGAGUGAUGCGAUUCCGGCAUUUCGGUUUGGUUAACGAGUGCAGUUCGACAAUGCCCACAUAGUAGUCGUUGUUACCACGCCGACGAUGAUAAACACGUUUUUGCUGUGCCUAAAUCCUAAGUAAAGUCAAUGUUAAUCCGUAUUGCUGUACUGUUUAUACAGAGGCGGAUCGUUCUGGUUACAGGUUUAUUACCACACUAGAUUUAUCAAAACUAAAUAUGAUAUACUCUGUUGAUAAUUAUUAAUGGUUAAAUAAUGAUAAGUAAAAUUUUAGAGUUUGAUGUUGUUCUAUAUAUUAUUAUAUAUAUAUAUUUCUUUUUUACUUUUCUACACGUUGUCGCCACGAGUCUUCGACUUUUUACUAUACUGCACUCUGGUCCCCGCAGUGUUUUGACGGGGUGCAGAUUCAUGUUCCGACUGUUGUAGCUGAUGUUACUACGUCUGGUCGAGAGACACCGUUUCUCCCGCGUGUAAUAUACAUAUAGGUAUAUGACUAUUACUAUCUCUCCGAAUUUCGCGCCACUUCCAUUCCCGUCCCGACCCCGCGGCGACUCGCCGUCAAAUAAUACUAAUAAUCAUUGUUUGUUUUGUUUUCUUCUACCGGUUCCAUCACUGUUAACUUAAAAUCGUGCAACAACGAUAUAUAUAUAUAUAUAUAUAUGAUAGCAUAAUUAUCGCGGUGUGCUCGCGGGCGAUCCGUCUGCCGCUCGUUAUAUUAUGAUGCGCACUUCGACGUAGGCAGAAGCGCGCAGUCCUAUCCGAUAUAUACACAUAGAUAUGAAAAUAUACGGUAUUCCGUGAUAUACGAACGACGGAUAUCGAUGGCUCGGAGCGGUGCACACGUGCACGGACUACUAUUAUGUAAGUGUCUACUUUUUACCCGAGAUUUAACGUUAAAGUGCCGUUAAACAAAGUGCACAUAUAUACUGCAGUGGUACAGUGCUCAUAUUGAAUUCUGUUUGUUUUUGAAUACAUUACAUUAUCACAUCGUGUGUACCCGGCGUGUUUUUUGUCGUCCGUUUAGAUAUAGCCCUACCGUGAUACGUAUAGGUGGUACAUAUGGUAUAUCCACCUAUACUUUUAAAAACCGUUUUCAUAUUAAUAUUAUACAACAUUUGAUGUAAUGAAAAUAAAAAUAAACCCUGAAACCGACGAAGCUCACCGACUCAUCGAUUUCAUACGUUUUGUGACUUGUUCGAUGACAUAAUAAUAGUGCAGUGACGUGUGCUCUGUAUAAUGGUACGGCCAUCGAUAUACACAAUAGUGUUUGCGAAAACUCACCGUUUUUACAGAAUUAUAGGUAAUCGCGCUGGCGGAUGGGUAUAAUAUAUGCUAUAUAUAUAUAUAUAUACGAUUCAAACAAUCCCUCCUCGCCUACCCCCUCCCCCCCUUCCUCCCGAAAACGGUAACGUUUCGUUUCGUCUUCGAAUUUCGGGUAAUUUCGGUUUCGUCCUAAACAUUUUUUUUUUAAUAAUAUGUCUUUUAAGCGGCGGGCGUGCUACAAACAUAUUAUGAUGUAUAUUGCAUUAUAUAUUAUAGUAAUACGAGGCUGCCCUGUACAGGUUAACAAUACAAUAUUGAUAAAUUAUUAUUAUAUAAAACUAUAUAUAUAUAUAUAUG
Rhopalosiphum maidis (corn leaf aphid) is the source of this 6053-nucleotide messenger RNA. It is a transcript of the gene rst, whose product is annotated as irregular chiasm C-roughest protein. The record is from RefSeq and is a predicted model, not a curated record. Gene Ontology annotation, cellular component: cell-cell junction. The transcript has 10 exons. Gene Ontology annotation, biological process: cell-cell adhesion. The coding region runs from base 1 to 2514 and encodes 837 amino acids. Gene Ontology annotation, molecular function: cell adhesion molecule binding. NCBI's taxonomy places the organism in Eukaryota, Metazoa, Arthropoda, Insecta, Hemiptera, Aphididae.